Molecule: messenger RNA, 4843 nt
Organism: Sorghum bicolor (sorghum)
Lineage: Eukaryota; Viridiplantae; Streptophyta; Magnoliopsida; Poales; Poaceae
Product: glucose-1-phosphate adenylyltransferase large subunit 1, chloroplastic/amyloplastic
Exons: 16
Coding region: 3010-4563 (517 amino acids)
Biological process (GO): glycogen biosynthetic process
Molecular function (GO): glucose-1-phosphate adenylyltransferase activity
Source: RefSeq, a predicted model, not a curated record
AGCCGCCGCCGCCUCUCCGUCCGCCCCUAAUCCAGUUUGCGUCGGCGUGUCCGGCAUGAAGGACACGAUCUUCAUGUCCUGCGUCGAUCUUCGUGCGAGCGGCGAGCCACUACGUUGCGCUGCCCGUGUCGGCUACGGCGUCCAGGCACUCGUUGUGCACGCUGACGAUGAGCUCGAAGCCGGUCCGGGCGAACGCGUGCAGCACGGUGGGGUCGGCGUCGUACAUCCGCACGCCGAUGCCGAUGCCAGCCAGCAGCGGCAUCACAGGCUGCGGCGCCGGGAGGUUAUUCCAGUCGGCGCCGGGGCUGGGGGCGGACCGGCAGGCGAGGCCUAUGGGCUGUGAGUUAGGGCGGGGUGGCGGUGUUGGUGGUAGCGGUGGCGCCCUGCAACGGGAGGGAGAGGAUGAGGUGAUUUGAGGCAGGAGGCGAGGCAGGAACUUCAGGUCAGUUUUCUAGCCAAAAAAAAAAAAGAUUAAAUGCGGCUCAAAUUUCCGAAAUGGCAUUUCAGCUGGUUGUGCACCCCUUCGUAAGGCCGAUCUCGCGAAGCCCACGAGUUUGAUGGUAUCCGGGUGAAGCCCAUUUUUACCAUCAAUAAGAACAAAUUUCUAAUUCUCUCUCUCUUUUUUUUGGUUUGGGUGUGUGUGGAGUACUUAUAUUUGUAUUUCACAAGGGACUCACUAACGCUGAUGUAGUUUAGCUGGUAAAAAAGGGUAAAAACAUUAUUAGGUGAAAUGGCACAUUGCAUUCAUGAUUAAAUUUUGCUUUCUAUUUUAUCCAUACAGCACGAAGUAUCCAAACAUCAAACCCUACACACACUAGGCAUUGUAUCUUGUACAAUUUGUGUAUACAGCAUUGCUAUUUUCUAGUAACGGAUAAAAAUGCAUUAAGAUAGGAUGCCAGUGUACGAUUCAAUGAUUCCUAUGAAAUAACUAGACAUUUUUGAAUAGGGCCAUGCCACGCUUGUAUACGGAAAGGGUAAAAAAAAAGUUAAGUUUAUUACACCAUAGUAGAUAACAAUAACUCAUAUCAGUUGCAUCAAACAAGCACUGUAGUUUUGUACUGCCAGGUAUCUUGCACUAUUUACUUCUUGUUUUUGGAUCCAUUCUUUGGUACCUGUAAACCCAUACAGCAUAACUUGAAGAUGAACAGCAGUGCAGGGAUAACUGAAGCCUAGGAGAAAAUAAAAGGGAUAUGGACGUUUAUAAGAAGCAUGUAUUCUAACAGACUACCUAAUAUUAUUCAGAUUGUGUGACAUUCUAUAAAAGACCCAAAUGCUUAUAAAGAUAUAUCAUGUUGUAAAAAUUUGAUCUGCAUUUCCUUUCGUAAGCAAUAAAACAAGUCUCUUUUGGGAGUUACCAUGAUGAAAAAGUUAAAAUAUAAUCUCAAUAAUAACUCUGCAUAGGGAAAACUUAUCCUUCUGCUUAUGAUUAUUUUUUUUUUCUAUUACAAGAACCACUGUAGAAUGGGAAAAUCACUAUCUUAAAUUUAAAUCUACAAGAACCUGGAAUAAUUAGUGCUACAUUUCAAUGUCUAAUGAGAACAGUUUCUUUUGGACAUUCCAAUUCUCCUUUGAAAAUGAUAUAUAGUUCCUGCUGUGAUAUAAUUCAUUGUAUCUGUGAGUGGUACCAUGGCCAAGGAAGUAAAAAGAGAUGCAUAGAGGUUCUGGAAUGACUUACAUUUAGAGAAUAGUUAAAAAGGCUAAAACAACCAGUAGGGGGUGGGGGGAGGGGGACAGAAAUUUUCAUGAGGGACCAUGAUUGAACUAUUGAGGGUGCAAAAAAUAUUUUUUUUCAAAUGUGGUGAAAUACCUAAGAGAUGUGCACCUAGCAUAGUUUUUUCUUUGGGCUCCCCUUGGCCUCUCCUUUCCUCGUCCCCUGAAGUAUCCGAUUUUUUUCCUGGGGAAGGAAGGUGAUCUGGGAAACGGUAAUCAUAAGAGGGAGAGCUAUGCGGCAUAUGCCCUCAAAGGCACUUUGGCAUUAUCGAAGCAAUAUCGAUCUCUGUUAGUUUAUCUUGCGUGAACGUUUGUGGAAACUACUACCUUACAAGCAUUAGUGACAGCUCAGAAAGUUAUUUCUGAAAGGUUUCAUGUGUACCGUGGGAAAUGUUGCCAACUCAAACACCUUCAAUAUGUUGUUUGCACGCAAAUUCUUCUGGAAGAAAGGUGUCUAAAACUAUGAGCGGGUUACAGAAAGGUACAAACCACGGCUGUGCAUUUUGGAAGUAUCAUCUAUAGAUGUUUGUUGAGGGGAAAGCCGCACGCCAAAGUUAUUUACUCAGAAACAGCUUCAACACACAAUUGUCUGUGAUAUGAUGGCAUCUCUCACGCACCAUCACCUCUCUCUCAUGUCUGUUUAUUUUAUUGCCCUUUCUGCUCAUAAAAAUCAUUAAGAGUUUAUAAAUAUGCAUAGGCAUACCAAUAUGCACAUCUAUUAAUUAGCCAGAAGAUCAUCUUCUUAUUCUUUAGUUUAGUUAUUGUUUGAAAAAUUUGUCCAGGCCUAGGGAGCUCGUGCACAGUACUAAUGCAUCUUCAUCAAAUGUGAAUUUCAAAAAGGAAGUAGGAACCUAUGAGAGUAUUGUUCAAAAUUAAUUAAUGGCUUCUAUUAUGUUUAUACCAAAGGCCAAGGACAAAAUUGGAAUGCUAAUGAUGGUUGGCUGCGUGAGUCUGUCGAGAUACUUGUGAGAAAUGUGAACCUUUGUUUCCGUGCAUGGACAUAAAACCAAAAGCUUCCAGCCUCUUUCACGGUACUUGCACUUGCAAGAAAUGAGAACUCCUUUUCAUUUCUGUACGUGGACGUAACGCCAAAGCAUCCAGGCUUUUUCACGGCUGUUCAUGCCUUUACACGGUUCAUCUCCACAAGUAUGCCUCCUCCCACUCUAUAUAAGCACAUCAACAGCACACAAUUAGACACAGGCAGCAAUUGGGGCCACAAGAACACUUGGGGAGGCAAGUGUGAUUUUGAUCUCGCAGCCACCUUCGUGUUUUGUUGUGUGUCUAGUAGUUGGAGGAGAUAUGCAGUUUUCACUAGCAUCGGAUGCGAACUCAGGUCCUCACCCAAUAAGAAGAUCUUGUGAGGGUGGUGGGAUUGACAGGUUGGAACGAUUAAGUAUUGGGGGCAGCAAGCAGGAGAAAGCUUUGAGGAAUAGGUGCUUUGGUGGUAGAGUUGCUGCAACUACACAAUGUAUUCUUACCUCAGAUGCUUGUCCUGAAACUCUUCAUUUUCAAACACAGUCCUCUAGAAAAAGUUAUGCUGAUGCAAACCAUGUAUCUGCUAUCAUUUUGGGUGGAGGCACUGGAUCUCAGCUCUUUCCUCUGACAAGCACAAGAGCUACGCCUGCUGUUCCUGUUGGAGGAUGUUACAGGCUUAUCGAUAUCCCUAUGAGUAACUGCUUCAACAGUGGUAUAAACAAGAUAUUUGUGAUGACUCAGUUCAAUUCUACUUCGCUUAACCGCCAUAUUCAUCGUACAUACCUUGGAGGCGAGAUCAACUUUGCUGAUGGAUCUGUACAGGUAUUAGCGGAUACACAAAUGCCCGAAGAGCCUGAUGGAUGGUUCCAGGGUACAGCAGACUCUGUCAGAAAAUUUAUCUGGGUACUCGAGGAUUAUUACAAUCACAAAUCUAUUGAGCACAUUGUAAUCUUGAGUGGCGAUCAGCUUUAUCAGAUGAAUUACAUGGAACUUGUGCAGAAACAUGUCGAGGACAAUGCUGACAUCACUGUAUCAUGUGCUCCUGUUGAUGAGAGCCGAGCUUCUAACAAUGGGCUAGUGAAGUGUGAUCAUACUGGACGUGUACUUCAAUUUUUUGAGAAACCAAAGGGUGCUGAUUUGAAUUCGAUGAGAGUUGAUACCAACUUCCUCAGCUAUGCUAUAGGUGAUGCACAGAAAUAUCAGUACAUCGCAUCAAUGGGCAUUUAUGUCUUCAAGAAAGAUGCACUUUUAGACCUUCUCAAGUCAAAAUAUACUCAAUUACAUGACUUCGGAUCUGAAAUCCUCCCAAGAGCUGUACUAGAGCAUAAUGUGCAGACAUGCAUUUUCAUGGGCUAUUGGGAGGAUGUUGGAACAAUCAAAUCAUUCUUUGAUGCAAACUUGGCCCUCACUGAGCAGCCUUCCAAGUUCGAUUUUUAUGAUCCAAAAACACCUUUCUUCACUGCACCCCGGUACUUGCCUCCGACACAAUUGGACAAGUGCAAGAUCAAAGAUGCAUCUAUCUCAGAUGGUUGCUUACUGAGAGAAUGCAGCAUCGAGCAUUCUGUGAUUGGAGUCUGCUCACGUGUCAGCUAUGGAUGUGAACUCAAGGACUGUGUGAUGAUGGGAGCGGACAUCUAUGAAACUGAAGAAGAAGCUUCAAAGCUACUGUUAGCUGGGGAGGUCCCAGUUGGAAUAGGAGGAAACACAAAGAUAAGGAACUGCAUCAUUGACAUAAAUGCUAGGAUUGGGAAGAACGUGGUGAUCACAAACAGUAAGGGCAUCCAAGAGGCUGAUCACCCUGAGGAAGGGUACUACAUAAAGUCUGGAAUUGUGGUGAUCUUGAAGAAUGCAACCAUCAAGGAUGGGUCUGUCAUAUAAACCGGGUGCCUGUGCGCCUGCAAAACAAGAACCUACAAUGGUAUCACAUCGAUGGAUCGUGUAACCUUGGUAGGGAAGAGCCGCUUGCCAGAAAGUCCAGCGUUCGGGCGCAAGAUGCAUAGCCUGGCAUGCUGUUCCUUGAACCUUGGUACAAUGUACUAAUAAGCUGCCCUGGAAGUUGCAGCAAACAAACCUUUUAUGAACCUUUGUAUUUCCGUUACCUGGUUUGGAUUAACUCUAUCUUUCAUCCUGUGCUACUAAAAUUUCCGUGUUUUUCUAA